Messenger RNA from Brassicogethes aeneus, 13441 nucleotides. The record is from the annotation of a GenBank genome assembly. Lineage: Eukaryota; Metazoa; Arthropoda; Insecta; Coleoptera; Nitidulidae.
ACCAAGCGAGUCAGGCAUGGAGUGAAUUCGGGAAGAAAUAGUGUUAAAAAGUGUGGAAAUCUAAGUGAAACAAAUAAAUAAAUCAAGUGCUGGGCUUUUGGUGAGUGUUACGGUAUGUGAAGUGAUCGAAAUCGAGUGCGUUUCGCUAUACCAGAGGGGCUUCGAAGAAAAAGCGUAUUUAGUGCGUUGUGUGCAAAAUGAGGCUAAGGCGGCUGUGUUUUUUUGUGAAAUAGUGUUGUGUCGGCCAAAAGACAACAUUUUCCUAAUGUGGUGUUUAAGGCAAAAUGGUGAGAGAGACUAGACAUCUUUGGGUUGGAAAUUUACCCGAAAAUAUAAGAGAAGAUAGAAUUCGUGAACAAUUUAAAAGGUAUGGCCGCGUGCAGAGCGUCAAAUUGUUGCCGAGGGUUACCGAGGAGAAAACGGGCGAGGUCUCGAUGGCGUGCACGGUGGCGUUCAUGGACAUCAAAAGUGCGUCCAAGGCGCACAUGUCCGAGCUCAAGAUCGACGACAGGACCUUGAACACCGAGUACUACGAGCCGGCCGCCAUUCCGUCCGCUGCCACGCCGCAGACCGCCGCCAACCUGUCGCCCUACGCCACCUCGCCCGCCACCAACCGAUUUCCAAACGGCCAUGGGUCGACAGACGAGCACGGACCGCCGUUCACGGAGCGAUUCUACGAGCGCGGCGCGUCGCGCGUCCCCUCGGACGGCGGCGUGCCUAGCGUCGGCGUCGGCUCUGUCGGCGGCGUCGGCGCCGUUCCCGCCGCCGGCGCGGGCGGGCCGACGAUCGGCGCCAACGGACCUGUCGGCGGCGGCGGCGGCGGCGAUUUUCUGCGGCGCGCCGCCUACGCGGAGGCGGCGCGCGGGCGCAUCAGGGACCGGCCCUUUCGGAACGGGCCCUACAAUCCGCUGAUGGACCGCCAUCGGCCGAUUAGCAGCGCGUGGGGCGGCUCGACGGGCGGCGGCGCGGUCUACCCGCCCGAAACGAAUUCGAACAGUAGUAGGUAUGUAGGAGUAGGUGGAGGAGUUGGAGCGGGUUCGGGGCCGGCACCCGUCGGCUGCCAGCAGACUGAAACGACAGGGUACGCGACGCCGGUAACUGAAGGCGUCGAAAGGCGAAAUUCCGACGCGCAGUCCAAAAAGUCCAAGACGAAGUCCAGGAGCGGCUCGAGAACGCCCAGCCCGUCGGCCAGCACGACCAGCAGAUCUCCAUCCAGGUCGAGGUCGCGGAGCAGCAGCAGCUCCUCGUCUUCAACGACGAGUCGCGCGACGUCGACGUCGACGUCGUCGCCCAAGUCGCGCCGGCUCACCGCGAACGCGAACCACAACCAGUCGGUGGUGCAUUCGGACGACAAGAGGCCGCUCGCGAUAUGCGUGAAAAAUCUGCCGCUGAGAUCGUCGGACACUUCGUUGAAAGACGGCCUGUUUCACGAGUACAAAAAGCACGGAAAAGUGACGUGGGUGAAGGUCGUGGGCCAGAAUGCCGACCGGCACGCCAUCGUUUGUUUUAAGAAGCCCGAAGAUGUCGACAAGGCGAUCGAGGUCAGCUACGAUAAGCUGUUUUUCGGGCACAAGAUCGAGGUGGCGCCCUACCAGGGCUACGACGUCGUAGACAACGACCAGCGGCCGUACGAGGCGGAACUGGACGAGUACCACCCGAAAGCCACGCGCACCCUGUUCAUCGGCAACCUGGAGAAGGACAUGACCGCCUCGGACCUGCGAAAGGUGUUCGAUCAGUUCGGCGAGAUCAUCGAGAUCGACAUCAAGAAGCAGGGCACGCACACCUCGUACGCCUUCUGCCAGUACUCGGACAUCUUCAGCGUGGUGAAGGCCAUCAGGAAGAUGGACGGGGAGCACGUCGGCCAGAACCGCGCCAAGCUGGGCUUCGGCAAGUCCAUGCCGACGAACUGCGUGUGGGUGGACGGCAUCGCCGACAACGUCAACGAAAAGUACCUGAAGAUGCAGUUCGAGCAGUUCGGAGUCAUCAGCAAAGUGCACGUGGACCGUGAUAAGGGCCAAGCGCUGGUCUUCUACGAGCAGGUGGUGAGCGCGCAGACGGCGGUAAACAAGAUGAGGGGCUUCAACCUGAAGAACCAACGCAUCCAGGUGGACUUCGCCAGUCGCGAGUGCCAGGAGUCCUUUUUCGAGCACCUGGAAAAGCAGGGCGCCGUUCUGGAACGCACUGCAGUCUUUCAGGAGGAAGUGCGAAGGGACUCGACGUCCAGGAGCUUCGACUCAACCACCAAUAGGUACGACACGCCGACUCGUCCGCGAGCCUCUUCGUACAGCAGCCGUUCGAGCGCCACAGCUAGUCAGAUAACGUCGGCGCUGCCGUCGCCCGGCACGCCGGGCAGCGUGACGCCCCGCGGCGCCGGCGGCAACCGGGCGCGCAUCGCCCGCUUCGACUACUACGACGCGGCCGGCGCGGACUACGCGGACGCGCGCGCCCCCUUCCGCUCGUACGACGAGUACAGCCAGGGCUCGCCGGCCUCGCACGACGACUACGAUCCCGAGUACUACAUCCACAGUCCGCCGCCGCACGCCGCCGACCCGCUGCUGCCGCCGGCGGACCUAGGCCCCACCUUUCACCAGCCCGACAUCAGGAAUCUGCAGAAGGAAAGGGUGCAUCUUUUGGAACAGCUGGAAGAGUGUCCGAGCAGCGGCGACGAACUGAUCAGUCCGAAGAAGCGGCUGCGCUUGGACCUCGACGGCGCGAUCGGCGAGGUGAUCAUCGAGGCGAACAAGGAUCACCGCAAGGUGAUGGAGGUGCGGCGUCUCAGCGACGCGACCUCGAACAAGCACCACGGCGCGUCGCGGCGCCCCUCCGUCGACUCGGGCAAGCACGUCACCGCCUCCUAUCUACCUCACGCGGUCUGCAAGCGCAGGAAGACCGCCGGCAGCGACAGCUCGUCGCGCGUGCACCACUACGACCACUCCGGCUCGGAGAGCGUGGGCGGCUCGCGGCCCGGCACGCCGCUGUGCGACGAGCGCCCCGAGAACUUCCAGCCGUCCGAGCCGCGCAGGGUGCCGCGCGAGCGCGAGGGCCCCCUCACGCUCCCCCUGCCGCGAUUCGCCGCCCAGAUCAUGAACCGGGGGAGGGUCUCCGUGGCGGGGAUCAAGGGCCAAGACACAAUCCUAUCUCUGUCGAGCCCGCCGAGGAUAUCGAACCCUCGGCCUCCGAGCCCGGUGCAGUUCGUGCCGCCGCCGGCCAGCCCGCCCCCGCGGCCGCCGUCGCUCUCCUCCAACGACAGCGACGACGGCGGCGCCAGCCCGAGCUUGGAGGAGCGCAUCAAGGACCUGGACGUGCGGUACGAGCAGUGGUCGGGGUCGCGCGUGAUACACUCGGUGCGCAACGCCGCCGAGGCGCCGCCGCCGGUCGAGAAGAAGUUCCGGAUCAAGAGCGCCGUGCUGGACGGCGACAUGAACGCGGUGCCGCCGUCGGACAUCGUCAAGUCGGUGCUGGCCAAGCGGUCCGUCUUCGACGAGGACCUCAAAAGGCUGGAGAACGUCGGCGAGAAGUACGAGCCGAAGGAUUUCGGCACGAUCCCCAGGGCGGCGGCGGCGGCGGCGGCGGCGCCUGCGCCCCAGCCUGCUCCCGCGCCUCUUGUCGUUCCUGCGAGCGUUACGUUACUAUCGUCGGUACCUGUGCUGCAACUUAUUGUGCCGCCACCCGCGCCACUCAAGUUGACGCCAACACCUCAGGCCGCCAUGCUGUCACCCAGAUCUUCAGCAACGACGAUACCGGCAGCUAAGGGACUGCAGUACCCGUUCCCGAGCCACCCGCCGAUCCAGACGCCGCCCCAGACGGCCACGCAACCCCCUCUACCACCACCACCACCACCGCCGUCGUCUUCUCUGUGCAGUAGUGUAACGUCGCCGCAGCCGGCACACGGUGAAAACAGACUGAAAUCGUGUGAAAGCGCGUCGACGUCGACGACCACCCCCGCCACCACCACCACCGCAACCAGUGCUAACAAAGUGAUCCACAGCAGUGCGUCGACGACGACGUCGACGGCCACGUCGACGCCGUCGUCGAAGACUUUAUCGGUGAACAUUCCGAGCAAGAGUGACGCGAGUGCGGACAAUCGCAUCGAGAAGGCGCGACUGGAGAGCGAGCGCCUGGAGAAGGAGAAGGCCGAGAAGGAGCGCGUCGAGAGGGAGCGCCUCGAGAAGGAGAAACAGGAGAAGGAACGCCUGGACAAGGAAAAACUGGAGAAGGAGCGCUUGGAGCGCGAGAGCGAGCUCGAGAAGGAGCGCCUGCAGAAGGAGCGCAUAGAGAAGGAGCGGUUGCUGGAGCUGGAACGCAAGGAGCGCGAGAAAAGCGAGCGUCUGGAGAAGGAGCGCAAAGAGAAGGCGCGCCGCGAGCAGGAAGACAAAGAGAGGAGGGAGCGCAAGGAAGAGUUGGAAAAAAUCGAAAAAGCGAAACGCGAGCAGGAGAGGAGCAAACACAAAGAGGAGCACAGGCACCGCGACAACCACCACAACUUCUACGAGAAACCGGCGAAAGAAAAGUCCGAGAGGGAGGACGAGAGGCGGAAAGAAAGUAUAAAAGAAAAUCGCGACAACAACAUCCACGACAAACACAAGGUGAUCGCGGACGUGAAAGUGGAAGUCAAGGAGAAGACGAUGAUCGAAAGUCGGCACAUGUCCAUCGACACCGACAAAAAGUCCUUCGAGAACUCUCUAUUCGGAAAGGACCCCAGCAAGAGGAAAGAACGCAACAACAGUUUACCGGCAACUCUGGGAAAGCGGAGGAUGAGCUCGCACGAGAGCAGCCUCGACGGUCCGGAGGAACACAAGAGGAUCAAACUCGAUCACAAGAAGGUUUCCGAGCGGAGGGACUCGAAAGACAGCACGCGAUCCUCGGAGGACAAGAUGAGAAGCAAACACAAAAACAACUCCCUCAAACACGACAAACACAACAAUACCAAAGAAUCCGACGAGAAGCGCAAGGAGAAGGAGCGCGAAGAGCGGCACAAGAAACACAAGCUGGAGAAGCUCGAGAAGCAGAAAAUCAAGAGCAAAAGUCGAGAGAAGGAGUCUCCCACCGCACCCAAAAGUCCAAUAACCGAUAAAGACUUCUUAUUACGUCUGGAUCUGCGGUCCAACGAAGAGCAGCGUCCUAAAGAAGAACCGCGGUCGAAAGAAGAACACCGCCCCAAAGAGGAACAUCGCCCUAAAGAAGAACACCGCCCUAAAGAAGAACACCGCCUCAAAGAGGAACAUCGUCCUAAAGAAGAACAACGUUCGAACGAACAGCGUUCCAAAGAGGAACAGCUGCGGAAAGAUUUGAAGGAGAAGCGCAAAGACAGCACGGAGGAGGAGAGGCGCGAUAGAAAGGAGAAGCGUAAAGAGGAACCCACGACUCCAAAAUCCAGCGGUGAAGAGAGAAGCAAGUGCAUCAAAAAAGAGCCGCAUCGCAUACGGAAGAUGACGAACAGUUCCGAUAGCGACGACAGCGACGCGCCCAAAAAGCACUCGAUUUUCGACGUGGUCGACGAUACGCCCGCGUACAUCUCCAUGUACGACAAAGUGAAGGCGAGGAGCUGCAAGAACAUGCAGAAGCAGGAGGAGGAGAAGCGGCAGGAGAAGAUCAAGGCCAAGUUCAGUCAGCUGAAGCAGAGUCGGGCGAAACGCGAGGAGAAGAAGAGAUCGACCUCGUGGGACGAGGAUUCGGACUCGGAUCCGGACAAAAGCGAGUUCAAACUGAAAAGAUCGUCGAAGAUGUGCAUCGUGAGUUCCGACGACGACGGUCGCGAGAAAUCGCGCAAAACCGACUCGGACUCCGACCGCCACAACAAGCAGAAGUUCGAGCAGAUUUCCGACGACGAUUUGAUGAGGAGCAAGAAUCAUUACAAGUCGAAAUCAAGGAUCAGCGACACCUCCGACGACGACUACCACAAAAUGAAGGACCGAAUCAGCAGCAGCAUUUUCUCCGACGACUCCGAGAGCAAAACGUUCCCCAACGAGAUCAAAGAGUUGAAGAAAGAACGGCGCAACAGCAAACACCAAGAGGUACCGGAGGUUUUCUCUUUGCCCGACAAAGAUAAAUUCCCGAAGAGUUUUCCGGAGAACACGUCGGACGAAGAGAACAUGGCGGAGAUCAAGAAAGAGCGCGCGGAUCGCAAGAAGCACAAGAAGAAGCAGAAGAAGCAAAAGCACUCGUUCAGCAGCGAAGACCUCAACCGCGUCGAUUGCGUGUCCGACAGCGGUCACCACGACAAGAAGCGGCAACACAGCAAAAAGGAUAAAAAGCGGGACAAAUCCAAAGACGAGCGCGACAAAAUCAAGAAAUCCAAGAAGAUCAAGUCCGACUCCAAGGAAAUCAAGAGCGGCAAAGUCGAGAACUUAUUCGGUUCUCUAUCCGAAGAUUCCGAGAAAGAAGUCAAAGAGAACAUCAACGUUGAACCGCCGAAGAACUCGUUCCACGGCAAAUUUCCGUUGGAAGACAACAACAGCGAUUCGGAGGCGGAUGUCAAGCCGCAAGUCAAAACUCACGAAGAGAAGGAGAAAGAGCGGGAAAAAGAACGCGACCGCGAAGAACACAAGCGUCGCAAAGAGAAGAAACGUCGCGAGAAGCAAGAGAGGCGGCUGCAAGAAGCGGCCGCCGCAAACGACAACAGCAGCAUGGAUUUCGCCGACAUGGGUAAGCAACUGGAGGCGAACAUGUUGAACGACGAGUGCGCGGAAGAACCCGAAGAAACUCCGAACGCUCCUCCGCCCGCGGUUGUGAAAACCGAGGUGGAGAAUGCGGAGAGCAACGAAGACCAUCUGAAGGAGGAGAGGCGGAAAAAGAAGCGCAAAAAGAGCAAGGAGGAGAAGCAGAAACAUCACCACCACCACCACCACAGCGACAAAAGCAAAAUCAAAUCCCCCGAGUUCAAGAAGGAACCCGCGGAAGUCAAGAAGGAGGACGAGUUCAAAAAGGAAUCCACGCCGACGAAAGAGAUUAAAAUCGAAAUCGACGAAGCCAAAACCCACAGUAUGCCCACCAUUCUGGACUUUUCGCCGGAGAACAACCGACUGUCUCCGAGCAAGUUGGACUUCAACAUAUCCCCGAUCAACAGGGAGCCGCUGAUCAGUCCCAUCCCGAAGACGCCCACCUCCUCGAAGGACAAGAAACGCGAGAAACUCAUGCUCGGUUUCGGCGAGAAUGUGCACGAGUCCGCCGUAAAAUCGAUCUCGGCGUUCGAGCCGGUUAAACCGGAAACGCCGAUCAAAGAGGAGGACAUUAAGGUGGAAGAACCCGCCGAAGUGGUCGAAGAAAAACCCAGGGUCGUUAUCUCUCAGGAAGAGACCGAAGACGCCGUUGCGGCCCUGCUGGGAGAGAGCUUCGGCAGUGGGGAACAAUUCGAGGAAAUUUACACCGAAGAAAUCGUCAGUAGUAAAGCUGCCGACGAUAGUAUCGUUCAGGAUGACGAAGAGAUGAGGAAAGCGGUGCAAAGCCUCAGUGCUUCCGACUUGGACACUAAACCUGAUACGCCGCAAAGCGAGCACGAUCUUCAAAUCGACACCGAUACAGAGGAAACCGACGAUAUAUCUUUGAGGUUCGAUCAGCAACCCAAAACGCCGGACAUGAGCGAGAUGUUGGUGCCACCCAAAACACCGGACAUCCCGAGCUACUUCCGCACCGAUUUAAAAGCCACUGCGUCAUCCAUUAUAUUGAAAUCUGGCAUCGGAAGUCCGCCAUCGUUGACUCCCAUCGUCAAGCCUUCCUUGGUUGUCGCUGAACCGCUGGAGGUGAAGAAGAAGUUGGAGAUGCCGGAAGUGCCGAAGAGCCUCCCGAUUCUUCCGGAGCCGCCGAGAAGCAUCGUCGCGCCGGCGGAAAAACCUCUGCCGAACAAAAUCGAGGCGAAACCGGAUGCACCUACCGUUCUCGUAUCCCAAUCGCAGACCAAGCAAAUCGUCGCAGUUACUUCGGCUCCGCUGAGAACGUACUCGGCACCGUCCAUGGUCAAAAUCGGCGAACCGAAUUAUCCACCCUUAACGGCUCUAUCGAAACCCGAACCGAAACCUCCAAACACUGCGGAUCAGAAGAAGAUCGUGGUGCCUUUGCUGAUGCAGCAGCAAAAACCGCGCGGUUCUCAGGACGCCGCAGGGUUUAAACCUGCGUCCAACCCGCCGCCCAGGUUGCCGAUCACUUCGGUGGUCGUUUCGAAACCUCUGCAACCUAGCACCAUCGUUCUGCCGACUUCGAAGACGCUGGAACCGCCGAAAUUGGUGUCGACGAGCGAACCGAGGCCGCAGGAGAUAUCCAGGAUGGUUUUCCAGACGUCCGCCAUCCAGCAAGCGCAAUAUCCGGGCUACGUGCGGAACAUUCCUCCGCAUCCGGGUUUACUGGUCAGCAACAGGUACCCAAACAGCUACAACAUGCCUCCUAAGGAGAAGUUACCUGAGAAGUCGAUACCAUUGACGUCGACGAAUAGCGCUCUGGUUCCAAGCUACCAAAAACCUUUCACGAACGUCAUCAAAGAAACGCCACCUGUCGUAGUGCAGCCCAGCAUAAUCCAAGCACCGGUACCUGAAGUCAUCAAGGAAACGCCCGUAAAAGUAAUCGUGGAUUCCGCCGUAACAUCCACUCCCAGUCCUGUUAUAGUAUCGCUACCGAAAGCACCGACGCCAAUACCUUCGCCACCCAAAGUUUUGUCGCCGAAAUCUGAGGAAAAAGCGGAAAUCGUCGGCAAAGCUUUGGAGAACAUGGAGUCCAUCAGCGAGCAGCUGAACUUGUCGCUGCAAAAGGAAUCGCAAGAGCAAUGCAAAGAAAUCAAGGAAGAAGUGAAACCCAAAGAGGAAGAACCGCCCAAACCUGAGGAAGUGCCGGCGAAAGAGGUCGUCGAAGAGAAACCUCAGGAGGUGCCCGAAAAAACCGACGUUUCCGUCAUCAAAGAGACCGAAAAGUUCGAUGAAGAGAAAGCCGACACCGAAAGCGUUGUAUCGGACAUCAGCAAGGAGAGAUCCAGCGCUGAUAUGCUGUCCAAAGAUGAUCCUCUCGACACCAAGGAGGAUAGCGACUACUGGUCGGCCAAAGAAGUCAACAUUGACUCUGUAAUCAAAACUUUGUGCUCCGCCGACGAGUUGUCCGACCACAGCAAAGACGAGUGGGAGGAUGAAGCCAAACAGAACGAUAAACCUAUUGAGGAGGUGGAAAAGAAGGAAGAAGAAGACGAUGAACCUCCGGAAAAGAAGGAGGAGGAGGAAGACGAGGGUGUCGAAAACGAGCCGACCACGCGCGCCACCAGAGGGCGCGGAGGCCGUGGCAGAGGGCGCGGUAGAGGGCGCGGUGGUGCCACAUCGAAGCGUGGCGGGAAAACCAUCAAAGAACCCGCUGCCGUUUCCAAAAGAGGCGGCCGCGGCGGUAAGCCGAAGAACGAACGCAAAAUCACCAAAUCUGAAUCCGAAUCUCUACCGACCGACGUGUACGAGUUUACGGACGAUAUGGACGAUGGUAGCGCUAAAGAACAGCGCCCGAGGCUUAUUCUUACCAUCAAAUCUCCCGCCAUUGCUGCCGCCGGCGGUGGUAACACGCAGACUGCCGUGGUGAAGGAGGUCACCAAAGAUGGGGCUAAAGAGUUGACGAGCGUUAAGGAGGUUGUUGCACCUGCAGCUAAGGAAGAGUUCGCUUCCCCAGUAUCAAACACCCGUAAGAGUAGAAGAUUGCAGGAGCGCGAUGUAACGAGGAAUACCGUCGACGAUACAAUCGAAGACGUUGUCAAGAAUACGAUUCAAACGCGGCAGAAGAGAGGCAAUCGACACGGUUUGGGUAAGCAGCAACUGCCCCAACCACCUGUUGAAAGUGCGCCUAGAAAAUCCCCGAGAGGUGGUAGAAGGAACAACAGGCGUGCUUCCGAUAACAACGACGAUUCCGAUGUGGAAAAACCUAAGGAAGUGGCGGAACCAGAACCACCCGUUGCUAAAGUUGAACCGGAAAAACCCAAAGAAGUGGCGAAAGUGGAAGCACCCAAACCUGUAGAACAACCACCGGUGGUGAAGGAGGUACCACACGUGGGUGUUAAAGCCGAAAUGCUACGCAGACUGAACCGCGAACAAAACCACGAACCCACAAACCUGAUAGACCCGGUAACGGGCUUAUUAACGCCGAUGAGGGAGUGCGAAGAAGGCAAAUACAUUCCUCUGCCGGGCAGUCUGGAGUCCAGAAAAAUGAAUGCGGGCGCCAAGGUGGCGGCACCUCAACACAAAGUGCCGGUGGACGUUAAGCAACCCAGCGUUAUAGCAGCUCCGCAGCAAGUCGCCCAAGUGGUUCAAGUUGUGCAACAACCCAAACCGCAGAGCUUCAAGGCGCACGUUCUGGCUUCGCAAGCGGCCAAAGCGAUCGUUUCGCAGCAACAAGUGCUACCGCCAAGUUUGGUGGUGACCAAGACCACGGCGCCGGCGCUAAGCCAAGCGCCGAUUCCGCUGGUGAAUUCCGUUCCGAAGGUGUCUGUCGCUAAAGCGGCGCCUGUUGCGGUGCCGGCGAGAUCGCUGCCGCAACAAGCCGUCAUCAACAAAAUUCCCGUCAGUCAGAAUUUGAACGUGAACGUGAGCUUGGCGAUGAGCAUGUCGCCGGCGAAUUUGUCGCCGCGAACGUCGUUGACGGUGACGAAGGUCAAGCAACCGCAGAUGUCGCCGAGCCAAAUGGUGCCGCAGAUGAUGCAGAUGACGAAGCAGCAGCAGCAGCACCUAGCUAAGGUGAUGGCUGUGAAUACGCAGAUGGCGCACGUCAAGCAGCACCAGUUGCCCAAGCAGCAACAUGCCGCUCCGCCGCAACAACAACAGCAACAACAGGUCGUCGGAAGGGCAAAGGGCGGCAAACCCGCGGUGCACUCGAUGCACCCGCAAAUCAUAGCCAACGCGGUGGGAAGCCCUCCGUUGACGAAGCAACAGCAGCAGCGCAUCAUGCAGGGGCCGCUGGCGGGCGCCAAGGGCGUCAUGGAACCGCCCAAGGUGGACGUGAGUCUCGCCAACAUGGCGCUGCCCAGAAGCGCGUCCACUUUGUCGCCGCAAGGGAGGCACAUCGCCGUCCCGGGCUUCGAUACGCCUCUGGGCGACCAAAUAGCGCACUACCCACCGGGACCUUUACGUUCCAUCCACGACUUACCUCCGUACAUGCAACACAUGCCUUACAUACAAUUCCAACGGCCGAACUACAUGUCGAGAGCGCCAUUAGUGCCGGGUAACGUCGAAAAACCCGACGGACAAGAAGGAGAGGAAGCUCCCGUUACAUCUCCACCUUUAGAGCUCAGAAGGAGCGCCAACGUCGGUCUGCCUUUGUCUGGCAGAAGCACCACGGUGCCUCACAGCUUGCACUCGCCACACGACAGAGCUACAGAUUCUCCUCAAGUGGGUCAAGUGUACAACAUGCACACAGCCAGGAUGCAGCACUAUCCGCCGGGCCGUUACUUCGAGCAGGCCGCAGAACCGCCGCCGGCUCACCGACAACUAACCAGCCACACCUUGGCGGCCCUGGAUCGGCCGCUGAGCAGCCACUUGGUGCCCGACAGGCCCCUCAGCAGUCACAUGGUGCCGGACAGACCGAUCAGCGCGCACAUGGUGCCGGACAGGCCGCUCAGCAGCCACAUACCGCCCGACAGAGGCCCGAUCAGCGGCCACCUGCCGGAACGGACGACUUUCGCCGACACCCACUUGAUGGGCGCCGGGCUGGGCGCCGCCGGCAACUUGAUGGGCGCAGUCGCGAGACACCACGGCGCCGACACGCCGACUAGUCAGCGGGGUCUGCAAGCGGCAACACCGCCGCACGCCAGCCAAGUGCCACCUCAGGCAGAGAGCCUGUUCAUGCUGCUAAAGCAAUAUCCUUGCAUGUGGCAAGGCCUUCUGGCGCUGAAGAACGACCAGGCAGCCGUUCAGAUGUACUUCGUUUCUGGAAACGCCACAGUGGCCAAAGACUGCCUGCCAGAAAAUACCGACGGAACGACACCUCCGCUAAGAAUAUUCCAAAGGAUGCGACUGGAGCCGCCGCAAGUCGAAGGGGUGUCCAGAAAAAUGCAGAUGACGAACGAGCACUGCAUGUUGCUCGCGUUGCCCUGUGGUCACGACCACAUGGACGUACUGAAACAAUCCACAAAUUUGACAACAGGAUUCAUCAAAUACUUGCAGGCCAAACAGGCGGCAGGGAUAGUUAAUGUGGCCGCUCCUGGUACUACCCAACCGCCCGCCUACGUGGUCCACAUUUUCCCGUCGUGCGAGUUCGUGAACGAGAACCUUCGGCGAAUAGCCCCGAACUUGCUCGAACGGGUGGCCGAUAUCGCCCACCUGUUGAUCGUCGUGACGACUGUUUGAUAGCACGAGCGUCGGGACGCGAUGGUUUUCGAUUGAUGAUUAAAAAUAACAAAAAAGGCGACCUGAUUCGGCCUUUGAACACCACCACCACCACACUACCGCAAAAAGAAAAGCAAAAACGACUACUACCUACUACUCGAAUCGUGACACUACUACUGCAACUAAAUUUUACUUACUACUUAAACAAAUUGAUGAAAUAUUAUCUAAAUAUUUAAAAGUUUCACUGUGAUUUCUGAAAAAAGCGUUAUAACUAUUAUUAAAUUUAAAAGUAUAUUAAUGAAAGAAAAUGAUAAAAAUAACUUACUACCUAUUAAGAGAUCUCAUACAAGUUAGUUAUGUACAUUUUUUAUUUAGAAGAUUUUUAUUUUUCGUAAAUAUCUUGUAAAUCCCCGCCGCUGUCUUCCACCAUCGCUGCGAUAUUCGCAGGGAUGGUGCAAGAAACGACGCAGGGUAUGAUUAAAAAAAAUUAAGGAGCGGUUUUGUUUAGGACGUCAAGUUUAGAUCGCCGGCUAGUUGUAUCUUUAUUUUUAUAUUUAAUUACAUUGUUGUUAAUUUAUUUAUUUUCCACCGAUGUUGCGCGCAUAUCUCGGCGCUUCCCGCCCGCCCGUUUUAGUUUUACGGUCAAAGAGUUUUAGUUUUUGUUAACAUUAUUUUUUAGUUUAUUCGUUGGGAGUGGGCGGGGAGCGCGGGGACGUCGGCGCAGGGGCGCAGCAGAGAUUUAGACUUGAGGUUCGUUUGGUCGCUUGGCAACGUGGCGCGAUGUAUUUUAGCAUCGCGCCACGUUGCCGGCCCUUCGAACAAAACGUUACCCAUCUGUAGUUUGAAAUAUGGCUAUUAUACAUGAUAAAGCAUAUAGACAUAAUAUAUAAAUAUGUAGCAUAUAUAAUUAUAUGAAAUCAAUCAUUUUUUAAAUUACAAUGUAAUAUAUAUGUGAAUAUAUAGUUUUUAGUUUGUUACUUUAAGCUUUUUUGAGUUAUAAUAUUAAGAUGUUCUGUACAGUGUACUUUUAGUUUGUAAGUAUAAAAAUAGCCAGCGUUACAAAAAAAUAAUAACAUAGGGAACAUUGUGAUGUCUAUACUACUGUAAAUUUUGUACAUAUAUAAAAUACUGUGUAUUGUGAGUAUACAUUAUUAUAACUAUUACGAUAA